Molecule: messenger RNA, 405 nt
Organism: Guyanagaster necrorhizus
Lineage: Eukaryota; Fungi; Basidiomycota; Agaricomycetes; Agaricales; Physalacriaceae
Exons: 3
Coding region: 1-405 (134 amino acids)
Source: RefSeq, a predicted model, not a curated record
AUGUCUGUGCUCAUCAACGAGGAGAUCGAAUUCACUGCCGAAUUUUUUGACGAAGAUUAUCAUCAAGUUUUGAACAAUUGCCAGCGGGAAAGAGAGGAACUAUUACUCGAUGUCGAAACGAACCUAACGAAGAUGGAGCGGCUCGGAUCUCUUCGAAAAGAGUGUGGCAAGGAUAUAGAAUUAGUUUUCGUCGACGCUCCCCAUAUCAUCCAACCGACUGAUAUACGUGCCAACGCGUCACAAACUGAGCUUGGAGCCUUUAGUCCCACUGAUGACCAGCCUAGAAGGUGGUAUAAUGUGUAUCGUGACCUCACUAGAGCUAUCGGACUGGAAGAAUCUCUGAGCAUCACGAGAGACACUUCGAUGCUCAGAGAUAUUCUCAAGCCGAGGACGUUUGAUGUAUGA